AUGACCCGUGCCGAAAUUUAUCCGAAUUUCGGAAAAACUCAUUUGAAUUUUUGGGACUUUAUACACAGCGUACUGGAGUCUUUAUGCCCAAAGGCUCUAGCAAUGUUCGAAAAGGGUCAAGGAAAUGAUCUAUUUCGUUACAAGAGAUCUGCGAUAUCCUAUCAUCGCCUUUUUAAUCGUAGAAGUAAUCAUAGAUUUACUCUAAUUAUACUAUUAAUCGGUGCGGUCAUACUGAUCAUUAUCAUAAAACCUCAAUCUUACUCUGAUCCUCGUGCAUUGCCUGAAUUAAGUGGCUCAUUAGAUUCUGACUUUUCAACAACCGAUCUUUCACAGCUAGCUUGGAAAAUCAAUCUGAACAAAAAGAUUAAUUCUAGAACAAGUUUUUAUAAACAUGAGCACUUUACUAAAGACGCUUUAAAAAGGAAUAAUCUCAUUCCUGUAACCGCAAUAGUGUUGGGAUGGAAACGUACUGAGAGUUUAAAAGUAGUGGUGAAUUAUAUUUCCAAAUAUCCUUAUAUAAAAGAAAUAUUGAUAUGGAAUAAUAACAAUGGAACAAAACUUAAUGUCGAGGAUUUCAAACUCGAUAAUAUGAAUGUCGUCUUGAAUGUGUUUAAUUCUGAUGAAAAUCUUCAUGAUCUUUCUAAAUACAUAACAUGCUCUAUGGCUGAAUAUGACUAUUGUUAUUUCCAAGAUGACGAUUGGUUAAAUUUAUAUAUGGACAGUACUUACACUAAUUUCCUCAGAAACCCUAGUCUAAUUCAUUCAAACACAAUGCCACUCAUCCAUUUAGAACACCGAAGAUGGAUGUUUUCUAAUGCAGAUAAAAAUCUUCAUACUGGUUUCACUUGGCUCGGUUGCGGAUCUUUUAUUCCACGGGCAAAAGUUCAAAAGUUUAUGAGUCAACUUGGUUAUAUCUCAUUACCAAAAGAUCACCUUAAAGUUGCUGAUAUGUACUUUUCUUUGUGGUCAAAUCAAUAUCCUUAUCAACUUUCUAAUCCUUUAACCCCAUUGGAUCAAGAUCAUGGUUGGAGUAGUGGCAUUGAUCAUUGGUCCGUGGUUUACAACUCUGAUAUGUUCGAACGCGUAGAAGAAACUCCUUAUUAUCAUGAUCGUUAUGUUAGAGCACCUUGCAUAAACGAUAAAUGCCUUUUUAUCACAAAUAUCGACCCAUUUCCUCAUCCAUCUAGUGUUCAUUACGCGAAUAAUAUUACAAAUGUUCACGAACAGGAAGCUAAAUUCAAUGCUUUGGAUUUUCCAAGUAACGAAUUCUGGGAAAAACAUUCUUACCAUAAUGCCGUAGAUUUGGAUCUAACCACUUGCUGGAACUCAUUUAAAAUACCUAAAAAGGGCGAUUAUUUUGGACUACAAUUUGUAGAACCAAAAUCAUAUAACAAAGUUACUAUUGUAUCAUCAAAAGAUAUUAGCAAUUUUGAUGCGUCUUUUACCGUUGAGAUUUCUUCUGAUGGAUAUAAUUGGAAAAUUUGCGAAAAACUUGAAUCUUCUUAUGAAGCUCAAGACUAUGAUUCGAUCGAUAAUAUCGUAGCCAUGGAUUUGGAUUCGGCUGAUAUACCAAAAAGUAAUAUAAUCACCAUGGAUUUUAAAUGUUUUGAGGAAGAAAAUAAAAACAACCCCGUUAGUUUUAUAAAAUUUCAAGCUACAAGAGAUUUUAUUGAGCCUUUUGAGAUCUGUUCUUUUAUUUUAGAUGGACUAAGCAUAUAG
Cetraspora pellucida is the source of this 1719-nucleotide messenger RNA. Lineage: Eukaryota; Fungi; Glomeromycota; Glomeromycetes; Diversisporales; Gigasporaceae. The record is from the annotation of a GenBank genome assembly.